Peniophora sp. CBMAI 1063 is the source of this 1767-nucleotide messenger RNA. The record is from the annotation of a GenBank genome assembly. Lineage: Eukaryota; Fungi; Basidiomycota; Agaricomycetes; Russulales; Peniophoraceae.
AUGCCUCCCAGGAAGAGAGGAAAAGCAAAGACGGCCAAGGCGGCCAGUUCGAGUAGGCACACGAAGAAAGCUCCCCCUGCCGAUACUCCCAUAAAUACGCUUAAAUCCUCGGUACCCUUCGACACCAAUCGCGUACCCGUAGAUAUCCUGCGCGAAAUCCUCGACAUCCUCGAUGGUACGGAUGUCAAGCCGCCGCAAGCGCUCUACCGGUUCAUGCGGGUCUGUCGGCGCUUCAGCGACGUUGCCAGUGGUGCACACUCCCUGUGGGCUCAACAUGUGCUGGCGCCGAUGCUCAUCCCGGGAGAACGACGUUCUCAAGGCCACACGCUCCACGUCAGGAGGUUGAUCUCGGUAUUGACUGGGCGGGCGGGACCCGCGCCGCUACGGUUGCACCUUCCGUUCUUCCCAGGGACGAACCGCCUCAACGAAUUACUGGAGGACUUCCCCGCACUCUUCGCACGGACAUAUAGCAUCACAGCCGCGCUUCUUACCGGGGUCGUUGCCAUCGAGUUUUUCAAGUUUCUGCGGACGACGGACGUCUCGCGGGUUGAGAAGCUCUCCUUAUCUGCCGGAUGGCCCGCGCUUCAGGUCGAUAACUACGGCUUGGACUUCCCUUAUGUCGCAUCGGCGAGCCCAUUCAGCGAUCUCAACUUGCCUUCCCUCCGCGAACUGACGCUCGUCAACCUCCCUCCGCCCUGCGUCUUAAAAGGCCUGCACUCGCUAUCUGUCAAGUUCGAGCAUCACCGCCUACGAACGACCUCGAAGGAUUUCAUCGACUACCUCCGAGAUCUUACGCAGCUCACUCAUCUAAAGCUAGACGGAUGUCUCCUGGACGCGAACGGAGAGGCACAACCGAUCGAGCUGCCACAUCUCGCACACGUCGAGUUGGUCGUUGCGCCAGUGCCUUGCGCAUUCUUCCUCCAACACGUACAAUUCCCAACGACGACAGUCGUAUCCUGGCGCUACGAGAAAUGGAUCCGCAAUCACGUCAAUGAUCAGGAUCCUCUACCAAGUCUAUUCAAAGCCAUAAAUGAACGUCUUCAACCAAACCCGGAGCGUCAGUACAGGGCUGUCUUGCGAUUGAGCCCUGACGACAAAAACCAUCUAAACGCGCGCGACGGUCUUAGUAACGCCUUCUUCCCCUGGUCAUCACCAAAAUCGGGUCGCCUGACGUUCUCGCUCUACAAUCACUCCGACGGGAAUGUUGCGAUGCCCGCCCUCGAGCCGCAUGAGCAGGAUCUGGCACUCCGCCUGGAAUACCUGCACGAAGCAGAGGCGUUUUUGUCCGAUGAGUUAUUCCUUCAACUUGUGCAGCCUGGCAGAGUAUCGUCUCUCACAAUGUCUACGCUGGGCUGUGACGCCAGCGCCUUUGCUUCUCAUCGCAUCGCCGGGAUCUUACACUCGUUCCCCUCUAUCAAAGACUUCACCUGGACCAAUCUUACGACCUCCGAGAAACUAGCGCCCGUUAUCAAAGCCGUGCUCGAUCCUUCAGCGACACCGCUAUUGCGGUCGAUGCGCAUCUGCGAACUCGGACAUCGGGUUCGAGAUCAGUGGGACGUCAACGAUGCUGCGGUUGCGCUCGUCGCUGGCUUGCGCUCCAGAAGACAGGCGGGUUGCCGUUUGGAUGGCAUUCCCAAGGUAGAUGUAGUCUAUGAUCUUCUCCGCGGGGUGGAUAGGAAGAGUUUCAGACGGGGACCAAUUGUGCCGCUUGAUGAACGGCUGGGUGAGUUGUGGCGGAUGUUGGCCGAGGCGCAGGGGAAUGCUUGA